AUGGAAGGCGUUGCAUGGAUCACUGUUUGUCAAUUUGAUCGUUGGGUUGAAGACGGUUUUGUUCUAGAUUGGAUCAUUGAUAAUUAUACGAACCGACCAACUGGUAAUUCAUCUUCUUGGCUUUCCUACUACACUAAUGCAACUGGGACCAGUAUGCCGGUGAUAAACAAAGAUUUAGUUUCAACAGAUCUUUACUGCCAUUUGCCAACACAUACAUAUUUUGAUAUUAGCAACUUUCUCGAUUUUCUUCACGAGUAUCACAUUGAAUGUAAAAUUUUUCGCGAAGAUUGGAGAUAUAUCUUAUUAUUAGAUGAAAAUGGUACAAUUAGUUCUUUUACAAUGGAUCUUGUAGAACCAAAUGUUGCUUUGAUGCAUGAUCGUAUUGAUUUUGAUGUUAGUGAUUUGUCAUUAGAAAAAGAUUGUAUGAAAGAGUUAGGGAUCAGAGUUGAUAUUCAACAUAAAUCCUAUUUGAUUGAACUAGAAACCAUUGUGGACCAUAUCAAGAAGAAACGUUUUCAAGUGUUAUGUCCUGUUGAUGAUGUAACGCAGCAACGUAUUGACAAGAUGCAAGCUCGAGGUUGGGUAUAG
Rotaria sordida is the source of this 588-nucleotide messenger RNA. The record is from the annotation of a GenBank genome assembly. NCBI's taxonomy places the organism in Eukaryota, Metazoa, Rotifera, Eurotatoria, Philodinida, Philodinidae.